This is a messenger RNA of Trifolium pratense (red clover), 1563 nucleotides long. RefSeq names its product F-box protein At5g03100-like. NCBI's taxonomy places the organism in Eukaryota, Viridiplantae, Streptophyta, Magnoliopsida, Fabales, Fabaceae. The transcript has 4 exons. The record is from RefSeq and is a predicted model, not a curated record. The coding region runs from base 125 to 1180 and encodes 351 amino acids. Gene Ontology annotation, molecular function: protein binding.
UAACCAUUCUUUUGCCGCUCUCGUCUUCCUCUUCUUCUCCCACUCUCUUGCCGUUGCCGCCGAUGCUUUCUCCCUCUCUGUAACGCGCCGCCGAUCGAACUCUUUGUUUCUUUCUCAGACAACAAUGGUGAGACGUAAGAGGCAACGCAAGGACAACCAGAAUGAACAGGAUAGGAUCAGUGACUUGAGCGAUUGUCUUCUCCUUCACAUACUCUCUGUUUUGAACACCAAACAGGCCAUUCAAACUUCCAUUUUGUCCAAAAGAUGGAUCAAUGUCUGGAAGAAUCUUCCCUCUCUUACAUUAAGUUGUUUUGACAUUCGGAACAUUGACCUAUUCCAAAAGACUUUAAAAGAUGCUGUUUCACACAAUAUCAAACACUUAAAACUAGUUGUAUCUACUAUUGAAUGCAUCCCGCCUUACUUUUCAUGUCUCAGUUUAACGUCUCUUAAUCUUAAAGCUUUCUACGGUAAAAUGUUUCACUUGGCCCAACCACAAAUAUUUCCAAAUUCUCUGUGUUUGCCAGCAUUAACUACUCUGUCUCUGGAGUACUUUGCCUUUCGUCGCAGUGAUGAUGGUUAUGUCGAGCCCUUUUCCACAUUUAACAUGUUGAAUACUUUGACGGUUCGCAGUUGUGUAGUUUUGGGUGGACAAAGCCUUCGCAUUUCAAGUACCAAUCUUGGCAAUUUAACUAUACAUUUGUAUCGUGGUCAACCUUAUAAGUACUUUCCCGGAUCCACUUUUGGAAUUGAGUUAUAUCAUGCUCCAAGUCUUCAUACCUUUGUUUUUACUGCUGAUGAUUAUAUUCAUAAACUUUAUGGGAGCAAGAGCGUUUUCUCUUCUAUCAAACAUGUAUAUUUUGAUGUAGUGUGUUAUUGCAAUUUGCAGAGGAGAAAUCAAUCAAACAUACUCGACUUGCUGGUUGAGCUUGCUAAUAUCGAAUCGUUGACCAUCACUUCAACUACUCUUAUGGUUCUUUCCAACUUUCCUGAUGUAUUGAAGGUUAAGCUCCCUUCCUUGCUUAACUUAAAGUCACUGAAAGUAAUAACGCAUCCAGUUUCUAGACCUACAACUAUACCUAACGGAAUGGUGCACUUUUUGCUUCAAAAUUCACCCUUGGCAAAGGUUGACUACAUCAAAUAUAAAAAAGGUCUACUAUUUGAUGACUUACUGCAUCGGUAAACACAAGAUGUUGGGUUGCAGAAAAAACAUGAUGGUGAAGUAAAUGUACGUUUUUCCCAACUCUACUAGUUGUAGCUUCUCUCCAACCGUUGGUUUCUACCGUGAUUUUUAACUUUACCAAACAUACAUUAAGAAGAUUGGAAUCAAGAGUUCUCAAACUAUCAAUGCAGCAUAAUAACAAACAUUUUUGCUCAUUUCUACUUGCGAUGUAUUGUGUCGUUUGAUCCAUGUAGCUGACCCCACUUAGUCGAGUACAACCUGGUUGUUGUUGUUUUGCUGUAACUUGCUAGACUUAUUUAUUUUCUUGCAUUUUACUAUAUUAUUAUUGUUCCUAUGUUGUCUCAUGCAUCCUACUUUAAGGGAUUUAUAUAUUUGAGUAUUUA